AUGGCCACGUCCGUGGACGAUCCUCUAGUGGAUCCAGACACUGGUAAGAAAAUAGAUUUCUACAAGAUCCUUGGUCUAGAGACGUGGCCUGGCGACGGGGAGGCUAAGAAGGCCUACUAUAAAGCGGCUAUGAGGUUACAUCCAGACAAGAAUAGAGACAACCCUGAGCGUGCAGAAAUUGUCUUCAAAUAUUUGCAGGAGGCGUGGAAAACCUUAAGUGAUCCUACAGAACGGGCGUACUAUGAGCGUAAUCGCGAGUUGAUACUCUCUGGGGGCGUAGAAGCAGACGAGUUCUAUGGCGUUGAUACCUUCGUGAACCUAGCGUCUUUUCGUUCCUCAAGCUGUUACGACGGGUUCGAUGACUCUCCUCGGGGAUUUUACACCGUCUAUGCAUUGCUAUUCAAGACCCUUGCAGACGAGGAGCUCCGUGCUGCUAAGCGUCGAAUCGAAAUUAAGAGUUACGCUGACAAUGAACUUUCCAUGUUACAGCGGCGUAGCUCUGAAGAAAGUUACCCGCAAUUUGGUCCUUCUGACGCGUCAGAGGCUAUGGUCUCUUCCUUCUACAGUUUUUGGAGUCGCUUUCAAUCUGUAAAAGAAUUUCUGCACGAGAAUUACUAUUCUACUGAAGGGAAUUCAAAGUAUAGACGGUUGGCAGAAGGAGAAAACAAAAAGUUCCGUGAAGAGGCAAGGCUCCAGUUUUCCAUUCGUGUAAGAGACAUGGCUGCAUACCUUAAGCGUAGAGACCCGCGGGUAGAGGCUUACCAAGAAAAGCAGCGCCGUCAGAGCGUCGAAGCACAACAGAAGCGUGAGGCAAAGAUACAGCAGAUCCAAAGGGAACGUAUAGCGAGCAAGCAAGCACUGAAGGAGCAGAUCGCCAAACGAAUAUCCAUCCUAACAGAAAAGGUAAACGACGGGACUAUUACCGCCCACGAAAUGCUGGAGCUUGAAAGCAUGGCGUCUACUCAGCCCCUACACUCAGAUAAGAUAGCAGAUGAAUUUACAGACCGUAAGGAAACUCCCAUGAAUGGUGGUUCCCCGAACAAAUCUCACCACUAUCCUGGAUCAUUGUCAAAGGAAUUUAUUGCCCAAGGUCUUGCGUUCGAUAAGGCCACCGGCAAGUUAUUCUGUAAGGUAUGCAAUCAGCGCUUUCAAAUGGAAGGAGAGUUCAAGUCUCAUCUAACAAGUAAGAAGCACCGCAAUGCACAGAAGGAAAGUGCAGCUACCGAUGCACCAACGAAGGCUACUAUCAAUUCUGAGAAUGUGGAAAGAACUGAGCCAAGAAAACGGCGCAGAGCAAUCCAGGAAGGUACCCCUGACGAAAGUAUUGAGAAGGGGGAAGCUUGUGAAGGGGGCUCAAAGAAUUCACAUCAGUGUAAGAUCUGCAAACAGCGGUUUGAGUCCCGAACAAAGCUAUUCAAGCACAUAGCGGAUACAGGGCACGCGGCGCUGAAGCAGAGCUAA
Molecule: messenger RNA, 1461 nt
Organism: Giardia duodenalis
Lineage: Eukaryota; Fornicata; Diplomonadida; Hexamitidae
Product: Chaperone protein DnaJ subfamily C
Exons: 1
Coding region: 1-1461 (486 amino acids)
Cellular component (GO): cytoplasm
Source: RefSeq, a predicted model, not a curated record